GGACCCUGGCACCCCCAGGGCCUGGCCUGGACUAUUCCCCAUGGCUCACCCAUGAGCACUGGGGUUGCCGGAAGACCACAGUGGGCUUUCCCCUUGGCCGGGUGCCUGUGAGUCAGCUCUGCGCAGGCGGGGCCUCGGCUCUAUAAGAAAUUGCCUCCCACGUCCCACAUCCCGAGCCAGCUGAGCCAGCAGGCAGGAUGUGCAGCCCAGGGGCAGGUCCCAGGAGAGUGGGCGCAUGGCUCUCCCUCGUCCUGCUCUGUGGCUGCAUCCAGCUCUGCCACAUGGAUGCGAGCUCCAAGCUGCUCCCGGAGAUCAUCUACCCCCUCAAACCGCUCCCGAGACCUCCCCUGGGGGCAAACUUCUCCGUGUCGUGCGAGGCAAAAAGCGCCUUCCCGGACAUGACGCUCAUGUACUGGCUGGCAAACCGCUCUUUCGUCGAGAAACUGUACCCCGAUGGCGCCGUGCAGGAAGGAGCUGUGCAGAAGGAGCCCGUGGGCACCGGCGUCAUGUUGCGGCGGGAGCUGCGAUUCAAGGCCUUCUCCGAACAGGACCUGAGCACCUGGUUCAUGUGUGUAGUGAAGAGCCCUGCCGGGCUGGCCACCACCACCCUCCAGUGGCAGCCCGCGACAGAGGGAGCAGCAGGCACAGAGGGCUCAGGUUGGGACAGGUGAGAGCCCUGCGGUGCCUGCGCUGCUGCGCGUCACCCCAGAGGCAGCCGCAUUUCCCCCACCGAGCUGGGCCGGUGGGAGCCCUGGCUGCUGGAGCCGAGGGAAAGGCCCAGCCUGCACUGCGUGCACGGGGGCAGUGUCCAGGGCGCCCCACGAGCCUGGUUCUCACCCAGCACUUUUCUCCAGCCGGUAUAGCUGAAGACAGGGGCCAGUCCUGGGGAUCAGCAUCGCACUGCAGCCGCCUUCCCCGCUAGGCCGAGCCCAGGCCCCGGCCUCCGCCACCGCCACCUCCCCGCACGCAGGAGCGGGACAAGACUCCUCAUGCACCACGCACCCUGGGCCUGGUAGCUCCGGGCUCUGCUCCAAGGCUCCUGGCUGGCGGUUGACCGGGCAUGGCUGGAAAGCCUCGCAUGCUUGGCCGCCAGGACCGGCUGCGCUUCGUCCCCGGGCAGCAGCAGUCGGCUGACGGGCCACGCGACUAGAAGGCGCUGGAGCCCGGGGCGGGCGGCACCUCUUCCCCUUAGGGGGACACUUCAAUAAAGACCCCACUUGUGGCAAA
Molecule: messenger RNA, 1227 nt
Organism: Gavialis gangeticus (Gharial)
Lineage: Eukaryota; Metazoa; Chordata; Crocodylia; Gavialidae
Gene: IL18BP
Product: interleukin 18 binding protein
Exons: 5
Coding region: 198-671 (157 amino acids)
Molecular function (GO): interleukin-18 binding
Source: RefSeq, a predicted model, not a curated record